Messenger RNA from Branchiostoma belcheri (Belcher's lancelet), 2641 nucleotides. Its product is annotated as methyl-CpG-binding domain protein 4-like. The record is from RefSeq and is a predicted model, not a curated record. Gene Ontology annotation, molecular function: DNA binding; catalytic activity. Gene Ontology annotation, biological process: base-excision repair. The coding region runs from base 185 to 1882 and encodes 565 amino acids. Gene Ontology annotation, cellular component: nucleus. The transcript is spliced from 8 exons. Lineage: Eukaryota; Metazoa; Chordata; Leptocardii; Amphioxiformes; Branchiostomatidae.
CCCGAAGCCUGGUAUAGGCUUACGCGGCCUCGUUCUGAAGUUCGAUCCCAUCGUUCCAGAACAAGUAUGGCGGAAGGCGGAAGCUUAUCAACAAGUAUACCGAAGUGAUAACCUGCAACAGCUGCAUAAUUUAUAAUUUCACAGACGUUCUUUAGUACAGGGAGGAACCACUUCGCAAGACAACAUGGCAUCUGAAACCCCCCUGCCCAAGGGCUGGACCAAGAAGGUUGUUCUACGUCAGUCUGGUGCAUCCGCUGGCAAGACAGACACUUACUUCUACAGCCCUGAAGGGAAGAAGUUUCGAUCGCGCACAGAGAUAGCGAAGUACUGCAAAGACAAAGGGCUGAAGAUCGAUGUCGAAUCCUUCACAUUUGGCGGGAAAGUGACGUCACCCGCGAAGAAAACUCCUGCGAAGGAAACGCCCACAACCUCCAGGGGACGCGGCCGGCCCCCAAAGUCAGCAGCGAAAGAAAAGGAACAACAAAAAACGCCGGGGAAGCUGGUAGUGAAGAUGCAGUUUUCACCACCGAAGAAACGAUCCAAGAGUUCGGACAGCUCCUCCAAGGAGCCGGCUGCAAAGAAACCGAGGGGUCGACCUCCAAAAGCCAAGCAGGAAGUCAAGGUCAAGUUCCCCAUGGGUCCUAAGGCAGCCCAAAGUCCGAAGAAGGGUAAGGCACCAGCAAAGAAGGAAAGAAAGGCGCCGGCGGUGAAGAAACCAGCGAAGCCUGUGAAAGAGAAGAAGGCGAAACCAGCAGCUAAGAAGGCGGCGAAGGCCCCGCCCAAGGCCAAGCCUCCUGCCAAAGUCGCUAAGCCCACUGCACCGAAACCGCUCAAGAAACGGAAAGCCCCCGAAGAAACCGGGACAGCGGCUUCACCGACCAAGAAAGCGAAGCCGGAGAAGACGCCAGAAUCUCCCUCCAAGUCUGAAAAAACAGACGUAGCAGAAACAAACGCACCAGCAGCAGAAACAGUUGCAGACACAGCAGCAGCAGGAGAAACAGUUGCAGAUGCUGCAGCAGGAAAAAUGGUUCCUGACCCAGCAGAAACAGACCCUGCAGCAGAAGAAACAGCAGAAACAGACCCUGCAGCGGCAGACACAGCAGAAACAGAUGCAGCAGCAGUAGAAACAGGUGCAGACACAGCAGCAGCAGGAGAAACAGUUGCAGACCCUGCAGCAGGAGAAACAGAUGCAGCAGUAGGAGAAACAAUCAAAGAUGCAGCAGAAACAGACACAGCAGUGGCAGAAACAGACACAGCAGUGGCAGAAACAGACCCUGCAGCAGCAGAAACAGCAGAAACAGACCCUGCAGCAGCAGAAACAGCAGAAACAGACCCUGCAACAGCAGCAGGAAAAAUGGUUGCAGACCCUGCAGCAGAAACAGAAGUCAGUCCGUAUUUCAGCGGCGCGGCAGGUAACCUCCCCCCGCCGAAGGAGAAGUUCUCGGCCACCAAAUGGACGCCGCCGCGAUCGCCCUUUAACCUCGUCCAGGAGCACCUGUUCCACGACCCCUGGAAAGUUCUGGUGGCGACAAUUUUCCUUCAGCGGACCACAGGCCAGAAAGCGAUUCCGGUGAUGUGGGAGUUUUUCCGUCGCUGGCCGUCAGCCGAGGCGACGCGCGGCGCGGACUGGAGACCGAUAUCUGAGCUUCUCCAGCCGCUCGGACUGUACAAGAGACGCGCACAAAUCCUCAUCAAGUUCUCUGAGGAGUACCUGACCAAAGACUGGACGUACCCAGACGAGCUGUACGGUAUCGGCAAGUAUGGAAACGACUCUUACAGAAUCUUCUGUGUCAACGAGUGGAGACAGGUGAUGCCGAAUGACCACAAGCUGAACGACUACCAUAACUGGCUAGUGAAGAACCACAGGGAACUGGGGAUAUAACAGGGCUAUACCAUGACUGAACUUCAAGUAGUAAUACACAGCAAUCAAGUAGUGGAUUAACACAUGGCUAAUUUGGUGCAAAGGUAGCAUAGUGAAGUUAGAAUUUUUAGCAAGCCAAAGUUAUAGAUGUAUGACUUCUCACAGCACAUAUUAGACUUCUAUUAUAGAGUUACUAUCAUUUUUUUACAGUUUUAAAAUGUCUGGUGUACAUGUUGAAAUCCCUUUGUCUUAUGUUUUAUUUUAGCAACAUUUUAUGUACACUUAUAAGUACAUUUAGAAAGACAUUUUGAUGUUUAUUGGUGACUUGCAUCACUGACAAGAAAGGUAUAAAUAUUUAGUAACAUAGCAAUGUGCAAGAAUACAAAAGUUUCCAGCCAUUCCAUCUAUAUAUCUGUGCAAAAAAAACUUUUAUAUAAAGUGAAGUGUAAUAAGAUUAAUCAUGUUCAACAAUAGAUGGUGAGAAAAUGGUGAAGGUUGAAAUUAUUUGGCAUUAAAAUGUGAACAGUAUGAAUGUAAAUGCCUUGCAUGGUAUAUGUAUAUGCACAGGGAUAUAUUCCAUGCACAGGGAACUUAAAGAUAUGAAAGAUUUGACAUAUUGAGGCCAGAAUCAUUCCAAACCAUUGAUGAAACUAACUGUAGAUGAAACCAAAUAACACCUCGAGAUGCCUUAAAUGAAAACAUGAUGAUUUUAAAGCCUUUUAUGUGAAACUUGUGAUCAUUCAUUUGAAAAAUAAACUUUUUAUUACAUGGGUAUAUGAA